This is a messenger RNA of Alternaria arborescens, 1806 nucleotides long. RefSeq lists its product as hypothetical. The record is from RefSeq and is a predicted model, not a curated record. NCBI's taxonomy places the organism in Eukaryota, Fungi, Ascomycota, Dothideomycetes, Pleosporales, Pleosporaceae. The coding region runs from base 1 to 1806 and encodes 601 amino acids. The transcript is spliced from 4 exons.
AUGGCAGUUCUUUGCACCCUUCUCCUAUCAUGUGCAGUAUUGUGGGCUAGUGCUGCAGCUGCAAUACUUGAUUCUGCCAUCCAAGUCCGCAAUGCUCCAGGCCACACUGUAGAGGAUACCUGGCGUGCUAUAAGGCGGGGCCUGGCUGUAGCCAGCCUGGAAAAACGCGAGCCUUAUACAGCUGAUCUACCUCUGGCGAGGAGCUGGGAUGGCGCCACCCUGUUAUCAAUCGUAGUGGAAGCUACUAACCUGGACCUCAAGGCUGGAAUCAAUGUCACAUGCAAGACGUGCUACGUCAAAGGAAAUGCUAAGGCCGAACUCACUAUUGGAGACAACUUAGACGCCAGCGAACUCAUCGGUGGCGUCGUGAACAAUGCUAAGAACGAAACCAUCGAGUUUGCCAACACAUUCGUAGACUUCCUAUUCAACUCCACCCACAACUACACCGACACUGUGUUUGAAAAAGUGAAAGACGUUUUCGAUGCGGAAGACUUCACUUUUCCAACCUUUCCACUCGCAUUCGAUAUCAAUGUCCCUGAGAUCGAGGAAGCAAACUUACGCUUCCAGUUCGACGGCAUGGAGCUCUACUUAGAGAUGGACACUGUUCUUACUGGUGGAGCUGCUUACGAAAUCAACCUGUACACUUCCAACAGCCCGAUAGGGAUCUUCGUCGGCCCAUCAUUGACGCUCGGUGUGACACUCCAAGUCGAUCUUAUCCUGGAGGUUGAUGGGCAGAUCGAUGUAAGCAGUGGAUUCCACGUUAGACUCGAUGAUGGUGUUGCAAUGGACAUUACCAUGUUUGGCGACACUGUCUCAAACAUGAUCUUCAACGGGGGUCAAUUUGAGUUUCUACCUGUUACGCUUGUCAGCGCAAGCGUUUCUAUCGCAGCUGUUCUUCGAGUUGGCGUGCACUGCGGUGUCGAAGUUGGCCGGCCGAAAAUAACUGGAAUCGCUGGCGAAGUCGCUGACUCUUUAAACGUCGAGGUCAACGCGGGAGUAGAACUCGCUCUUUUCGCCAACGUUGCAGAAUUUGUGACCAACAUCACCUACGUACCUGAUGAUGACGAAUGCAAGCUCAAGGUCGUUCAGGAAUACAACUUUGCACUAGGUGCUUUAGCCGGCGCAUCUAUCGAGGUACAUCUACCGGCCCUAAGCCAUAAUAUGACCUAUGGUCCAGUUGCAAGCAAGACCACAGCAAUCUUCACUACAACACUCGCUGAGGCAUGCGCUAUCGAAGCUACUAGCAAGCCGCCGCAAGUUACUGCCACCGGUGCUGAGAAACGACAGGAUCUUGUAACUCACACUACUUCGACCAUUACUACAGGUGUAGGUUGUAAGAACACGGCGACUGCUAUGUGUCCUAAUUCCGAGCAAAUCUCCACAAGAGCAACAAUUACAAGAACUCUCGUGGUUCCUUCUGGCGAGAGUGCUGUCUGGCCGGAAACUAUGCUCGAAAAAGUCAAGGCUACCAAAGAAUUUGGACCCCAGGCCAGAUCAAUGAAGACCAUUACUGGUAGCCCAGUACCGUACGUUGCGCCACCCGGUGAAGAGAAUCACGGUCUUGAUGGAACUACUCGAGGUGUCAGCAACAAGGUCAUUAUCGGUAUCUGCGUCGGCCUGGUUCUGCCCCUCCUGGCAGCCAUCAUUGGGGCUAUCAUCUUCUUCCGUAGGCGCAAGAGGUAUGGUGCAAUAGGAGGACCUGCAGCACCCAUGCUCGCCGAGCCGUACAUGGGCCAUAAUGACUAUACUGACCAGAUUCACGAUACGAAGUCACCCAAUGGGAAUGUUGCUGAGAUUCAACGUUGA